AUGGCAGAGUACGAUGACGAAACUUUGCUCGCUCAAUUACGCGACAUGCUUCGUAAUCAACCCAGAGGACCCCGUCACAAGCAAGAUGAGUUCAAAAUUAACGAACUCCCGGAGUUUACAGGGGGUACAAAUCCAGAGGAGUAUUUGGAGUGGGAACGGAAAAUUGAACGUAUGUUCGAUUUCAAGGAUCUCAAUGACGAAAAACGGUGCAAAUACGCAAUCUUGAAAUUGGGUAAAGGAGCAUCGCUAUGGUUCGAUGGGUUGAAGACCAAACGAACACGGGCUGGGAAGGACAAAAUUGCAUCUUGGGAAUCACUGAAACGCAAACUUCGUAAACGGUAUGUACCAUCGACCCAUAGAAUUACCACCUACCGUAAAAUUGCGGAACUUAGACAGGGGAAAUUGAGUGUGGGGGAAUAUAUCGACGAAUUUGAGAACUUGUCUUUGAUGGGUGGAUUGGAGGAGAUAGAGGAACAAAAAAUGGCUAGGUUUUUAAGGGGAUUGAAUUUUAAUAUUGCAAGCAUUGUUGAGUUAUACCCUUAUUCGGAUUUUGACGGACUCUGUGGGCUCUGUUUGAAACUCGAGAACCAAGGAAAGUCGAAAUACGGGGCUGGGUCUAGCACAGAAUCCAAAGCUAGGAGUUGGACCAAACCCGAAACACCUUUUAAAACUCCUGUUCCCAAUAACAAUCACACCCUGACCCCUGGUUCUAGUAACUCCCCUGCCACAAAACCAUCUAGCACGACCAAGGAGACUAGUUUGUCGAAAGUACGAUGUUUCAAAUGCCAGGGGUUCGGACAUUAUCAAAGUUCCUGCCCGAACAAACGUGUGGUGACAUUGAGGGAGGCGGUAGCCUUUCGGGAUGAACUGACCGAGGAAGAAGAAAGGUUGAGUGGUGUGUUCAAUUUUGAUGGGGCUGAGGAAGAAGAGGAGGAGGAAGAGGGGUACGAAGCUCCUAAUUUUGACACAUUAUUGGUUCUUCGAUCUUUACGGGACCAAGCCGAGUCGAUUAAUCCGGAUCAAAGAGAGCAGUUGUUCCAUACUAAAUGUCGAGUCAAUGACAAAUGGUGUAGCGUAAUUAUCGACGGUGGGAGUUGUACUAAUGUGGCUUCGGAAGAGAUGGUUUCCAAAUUGGGUCUAGCAACUACCGCGCAUCCUAAUCCUUAUGCACUUCAUUGGUUGAACGAUGGAAAUAAAGUGAAGGUUACAAGGCAGGCUCGAGUUGGUUUAGCGUUGGGUUCUUAUGUCGAUGAGGUGCUUUGCGACGUAAUCCCUAUGGACGCUUGUCAUGUACUUUUGGGGCGUCCUUGGCAGUUCGAUAGAGAUGUCGUACAUCGAGGGAGGAGCAAUGAGUACGAGUUGAGGGACAAAGGAAAAAAAAUCGUAUUAAAACCCAUGUCUUCUCAAGCUAUUCGGUCUAUGAGCACCAAGAAGAAGAAGGCUGCUUUGUUGGUUAAGGAGCGUGAAAUCGAGCAGGCCAUUGUUCGUGGGGAGCGUGUUUAUCUUCUCUUGGCUAAGGAGGAGUCAGGUUCGGGUAAGGAGUUGUCAGAGGACAGUCCCGUUGCAGGGCUGUUGCGUGAAUUCGACGAUGUUUUUCCUGACGAUUUACCGCCAGGAACUUCAAAGGCAGAUUGA
Spinacia oleracea (spinach) is the source of this 1635-nucleotide messenger RNA. RefSeq lists its product as uncharacterized. Gene Ontology annotation, molecular function: zinc ion binding; nucleic acid binding. The coding region runs from base 1 to 1635 and encodes 544 amino acids. Lineage: Eukaryota; Viridiplantae; Streptophyta; Magnoliopsida; Caryophyllales; Amaranthaceae. The record is from RefSeq and is a predicted model, not a curated record. The transcript is spliced from 2 exons.